Messenger RNA from Neurospora tetrasperma FGSC 2508, 606 nucleotides. RefSeq lists its product as uncharacterized. NCBI's taxonomy places the organism in Eukaryota, Fungi, Ascomycota, Sordariomycetes, Sordariales, Sordariaceae. Bases 180 to 563 code for a protein of 127 amino acids. The record is from RefSeq and is a predicted model, not a curated record. The transcript has 2 exons.
AUGCCCAGGAUCCGAGAUCGGUCGAGAGGAAGUCCGGUUCCGUGCCAUUUGAGCUCGAUUAUGCCCAACAUAUGACACGCUGGCUGGCGGUUAGAGAACCUAGAGCGUCGCCCGUUUUGCAGCUUGCAUGCCGGGCUCAGCAUUUCCGAAGAUGGGAAAUCCCACGAAGCAGCUAUCCCAUGACUCGGCCCGGAUAUCUCACCUGGCGCGCCAAGCUCAAGUCCCAAGCGGCAAAGCAGGUGGCUGAGCUGCUCGCCGACGCUUCCAUCCAGCCUCCGCUGAGCCAGGAGGAGAUCGACCGGGUGGCCGCCCUGGUAAGGAAAGAGGAUCUCAAGACCGAUAGCGACACUCAGGUCCUUGAGGACGUCGCUUGCCUAGUAUUUCUGGACGAGCAGUUUGAAGAUUUUGAGAAGCGGCCGGACAUUGACGAGGAGAAGAUGGUGGGCAUUUUGAGGAAGACAUGGGGCAAGAUGAGUCCGUCUGGACAUGCGCUGGCCCUCCAGAUGCACUUGAGCGAACGGGCCAAGAUCCUGAUCGAAAAGGCUUUGGGUGUUGAGAAGUGAAUUUCACGUGUCGAAUGAAAGAAGAAGGAAUAACUUCAAGUCU